AUGGGCAAUUCACAGACAAGAGAGGCCCGGCCACCCUUUACUCCAAAUCGCCGAAGCCAUGGCGGUGGACAUGGAAGAUCACCGUAUGGCGACAGACAUCAUUCAGAGGGCUCCAGAUCAACGCGAGGCAGUAGACCAGAUCUCUCCAUUCUCGGAAUCGGCGGAAGCUCAGAGCGGGAUGUUGCGACCCUCGAGCACCGCCGAGAAACGAAGCAAGAGCGAGAGGCUCGCCGUUUGGAGAGGGAACGGGUGGCUCGGGUCAAGGAACGGGAGCGUAGUAUGAGGGAAGAACAUGUCGAUGGAGGUUACCUAGUUACGCAGGGUGUCUAUACGGGAACGGAAGAUUUCAGCAAGGCUAUGAUUGAACGACGACUUGCGCCCUUCUGGAGAGGUCUUAAUGACUUCUCCGAUUCUUGGACGGAACAUCAGCUUAUGGCUGCCGCGCGAGGCCUGCCUAUUCCACCGCCCGAUGAAAUCCCUCCAGAGCUAGAGUACAAGAACCCACCGAAAGUCACAGAAGGGGCAAAAGAGUCAACUGAUACAAAAGGAAUCCAACAUCUAACGGUACCGAUCACUUCAAGGUCACAAUCUUAUGGCUCCGAUGCGUCCCAAUCUUCCACCCCAGCCCACUCCUUACCUUCCCCCGCAUCACCCUUAGCCUCAGGAACUUCGAGUUCGCCAUUGUUCCGCACCCGGGCAAAGACACUCGCCUCUCUCACUACAUCUAAACAUGGUACACAAGCCGACCCAGCCCCCCGGGAAAUGCAGCUCCCUCGUGACCCAUUCGUCAAUGGUCAGCCCAUCGAGGCAUACCUUUAUAAAGACGCGGCUGAAUGCCCCAUCUGCUUCCUCUAUUAUCCUCCUUACCUAAACCGAACGAGGUGCUGCGACCAACCUAUCUGCUCUGAAUGCUUUGUACAGAUUAAACGUCCCGACCCACAUCCUCCUGAGCAUGGAGAUUCUGAUCCAAACGCCCCCGCCGCAGCCGCCGAGGGUGAUGCUGCCGGUAGCCAGGAUUGCCAACUUGUCUCGGAACCUGCAGCCUGCCCCUUCUGCGUUCAGCCUGAAUUUGGAGUGACAUACGCGCCGCCACCCUUCCGCAGAGGACUUACAUAUGCGUCAGACCCUAGUGUUCGCCCAAACUUUACUUCCCCAGUAUCAUCUACAUCUUCACUUUCUUCUGGAAAUGUUACAGCUGUUACGGGCCGGAGGCGCGCUACAUCAUUGUCUGCAAAUGACCCUACGGUAAUCACAACCGAUAAGGUCCGUCCAGAUUGGGCUCAAAAACUAGCCAACGCUCGGGCGCAUGCUGCGCGGAGGUCUGCAGCGGCAACCGCUCUCCACACUGCAGCAUAUCUGAUGAACUCGAACAGCAAUGGAAGCGACUCUCGAACUUUUAAUAUUGGGCGGAGAGGCGUCAUGCGGAGAGCUGGUGGUUCGGAUAAUCACAGUUCUUCUGGCCGCACAGGCUCCCCGGCGCUGCAGGCUCUUGCAUUCUUAACGGAUCGACGCGGUGCUACAAACGAAACGGAUGCUGCUGAAGAGGGCUCUGGGAAUAUAGCGCCGCCACGCAAUAGUUCCCGGCGAAACCGUAUUGACGAUUUGGAAGAGAUGAUGAUGAUGGAGGCGAUUAGGCUGAGUUUAGCCAGCGAGGAGGAGCGUCGUAAGAGGGAGGAGAAGGAAGCGAAAAAGGAAGCGAAAAAGAGAGAGAAGGAGGCCAAGAAGGCGGGAAAAUCUGCCCGUAAAACCGGUCUUUACAGUGCCAAUGCAAGUGGAUCCGCUUUGGAUGUACCUACAGGGCUAGGGAGGAUUGCAAGCAGCUCUUCCUCUGUUAUUGGCGAGGAAAGCACACCUGCUGGCAAGGGUAAGGAAGUGGAUCGUGUAUCCCCGGAUGCUCCCAUCGAUACUACGUCUACAAGUUCCGGUACUGCGUCCGCAAGUAUGAAUGCUGUAUAUCCGCCUGCGAAUUUGGCAGAUCAACAUCAGUCUAUGCAAUCUUCCGUCCUUCAAUCUUCACCCAGGGAGUUAUCGAAACCGUCACAUUUGCGACAUGUCUCGAGUGCUUCUUCGUCGUUCUCCUCUCUUGUUGAGUCGAUGUCUGGCGAUCACACUGGGACCACAGAGGGGAACGGCUCAUCUACAGAACCGCUGUUCAAUUUCCGGAGUCUAGCCGCCGUUAUUGGCGAUGAAGACAAAGGAGACGAAUCCGCAGAGCACGUAGAAAAUACGUCAUCAAAUGCGCAGGCUGAGGGGUCUGCCUCGCGGUCCGUGCUUCCAGUGGACCAUGCGCAUACCGGUGACUCGGUCUCCAAAGCUGACGCCGCCGCAUCCACGGGGUCGGAAUUCACACUACAAGAGAGUCAAGGAUAUUUGAUUCCUAAAGAGCUCAAAACACGUUCAGUUGAGAUCACCGACUCUACGGGAAAUCCCCAGGCCACGUCUUAA
This is a messenger RNA of Aspergillus bombycis, 2445 nucleotides long. It is a transcript of the gene sip5, whose product is annotated as Sip5p. Lineage: Eukaryota; Fungi; Ascomycota; Eurotiomycetes; Eurotiales; Aspergillaceae. Gene Ontology annotation, cellular component: cytoplasm. The record is from RefSeq and is a predicted model, not a curated record. The transcript is spliced from 2 exons. Bases 1 to 2445 code for a protein of 814 amino acids.